GGUCAGAGGUCGCGCGGCCAUCUUGUGGCGGCGGCGGUCGGAGAGGCGGCGGCGCGGCCUCCCCCGGGGAGGAGCGGCCCCGGGCGGGACGGGACAGGGAGUGCCGAGGCCAUGUCCUCCUUCUCGGAGUCAGCGCUGGAGAAGAAGCUGUCGGAGCUGAGCAACUCCCAGCAGAGCGUGCAGACGCUCUCGCUCUGGCUCAUCCACCACCGCAAGCACGCAGGGCCCAUCGUCUCCGUCUGGCACCGGGAGCUCCGCAAAGCAAAAUCCAGCAGGAAACUCACUUUCCUGUAUUUAGCAAACGAUGUCAUCCAGAACAGCAAGAGGAAAGGCCCUGAGUUCACCAGGGAGUUUGAGUCUGUGCUUGUGGAUGCUUUUUCCCACGUUGCCAGAGAAGCAGAUGAGGGCUGCAAAAAGCCCUUGGAACGAUUGCUCAACAUCUGGCAGGAGAGGAGUGUGUAUGGCAGUGAGUUCAUCCAGCAACUGAAACUCUCCAUGGAGGACUCCAACAGCCCCCAGACAAAAGUUGCAGAGGAGAAGAAGUCUUUAAAGAGAACUUUUCAGCAAAUACAAGAGGAGGAAGAUGAUGAUUACCCAGGGAGCUACUCACCCCAAGACCCCAGUGCUGGGCCACUGCUGACUGAAGAUUUGAUCAAAGCCCUGCAAGACCUGGAAAAUGCAGCAUCAGGAGAUGCAACAGUGCGGCAGAAAAUUGCCUCUCUGCCUCAGGAAGUUCAGGAUGUCUCAUUACUGGAGAAGAUUACAGACAAGGAGGCAGCCGAGCGUCUCUCCAAGACGGUGGACGAGGCCUGCCUGCUGCUGGCUGAGUACAACGGGCGCCUGGCGGCAGAGCUGGAGGACCGGCGGCAGCUGGCACGGAUGCUGAUCGAGUACACCCAGAACCAGAAGGAUGUGCUGACAGAGAAGGAGAAGAAGCUGGAAGAAUACAAACAGAAACUUGCUCGGGUAACCCAGGUCCGCAAGGAGCUCAAGUCCCACAUCCAGAGCCUCCCAGAUCUGUCCCUGCUGCCCAAUGUCACAGGAGGGCUGGCACCUCUGCCAUCUGCUGGUGACCUCUUUUCAACAGACUAGAACAAACGGUGUCCCCCAGUUUCCAUUAUUACCAGCAGAAGUAAGAAGACUCUGGUAUUGACUGGAAAUCCAGUCUUCCAAGAUCUACAAUUGGAAGGAACUUGCAGACCCUGCUUUCAACCUCUUGGCUGCUCAUGCUCUCCCUCUCUGGGUACAGUGGCUCAUGGGGAGGGAGGGAGGGAGGGAAGAAGGGCGAGGGUGUGAGCUCUGAAGGGAGUGGGGUGGUCUGUCUAGGCAAACUCUUCUCACUUUUUCCCAUACUCUUUAGUUGCUGUUUGCUCUUAGCACUUGUUAACCCCACAGAAGUUGUGAGAAUCAUGUACAUACAUACCUGGGAUGUUUUCAAGGAAAGGUUGACCAUAUAAUGCUUUUUCUCUGUGAAAGUAUUGUAUUAUUUCUGAUUAAGUCUUGUCUGGUUUAGUUGGGUUUCUGAACUCACCUCUGAGAGCAGUAGAGUGGCUCUGUGGGGAUGUGUGUGUGUGCAGGCACUGUGCCAUGUCAGUGUGAGGAGGAGGCAUCUACUGAGCAGUGGUACAGAGAAAUAUUCUUCUUACAUCUGCAGUUCCUCACACUGCUGUGGGGCUGACAGGAAGAUGGCUCCUAUUUGGCACGUACGUAAAUUGAAACUCACCACAGGCAAUAAAAAUAAGCAGCUUUUCUUUGUGAAUUAGAGAGAGCUUCACAAUUUACACUCUGCUGAGCAAUGCAGAACUGGAUAUUGCCUAAAUGAGAGUGGAAGUAAAUUUUGUUCUAGCUACCUUAGAUUUAUACCACAUUUUCCCUCUUCAUUAUACAAAAUUAGAUGGUCACAGAAGCUUUGGUUUAAUGAACUGAGAGGUUGGAAUGGUGUAUUGCAGCAGGUGAUAUCCUAGUGACAGGCACUGCCUGAUCUGCUCUGAGGGUGGGCACAUUGCAAAUACUAUUCUGUAAAUCCUCUCCAUAGCUUUAGUGAAGCUGUUUGAUGAACAGAAGUUAAAUGUGGUAUAAAUGUUUAUUUAUUUAGGAAAUAGACCCUUAUGUAUGCACAUACCCUGUAUGCACAUGUACCAUGUCCAUGCAUGUAGAUAGUAGAAGGAUGUACUUAAUUUUGUGUCAGAUUAUUGUGGGUUGAUUUUUAUAGUCAGGAAAAGUGGGUGGGGGGGAAAGGCCAAAUUUCAAAGACUUGUAAUUCCAUUCUGUUGCUGGCUGAUGCUGUAGCUGACAUGGCUGUGGCUGCAUUUCAGUUGUGUGUUAGGGCUGACAAGCUGGACUCUGAUCACUGAAAACCAUUCCAGUUUGGAUAAAAUUCUGUUUAAAUUUAGCACCUCUCACUAUAAAAUAUUUUAAGUUUCUGGAAACACUUGAUCUGGUAAUACAGGUGUUGUAGCACUGAGGCUGAAAUUAGUUGAUGUGCUGUUUGUGCCUCUGCUGUUGUCAGAGAUGUGAGAGGAAACCUACGGAAAUGCAAAGCUUGUUCUGCAGCCUCAUUAAUUUAUUUACAGGGUGUUCAGUAGCCAAUUCAGUUAAAACAGGUAAUACAGCAUUUUUGGGUCAUUAUGUUGUUAAGAAGCUCACGUCCUUUUCUUACUGACACUUCAUUUUGUCCUUUUUUUAAAACCCCUUGCACCCUUCCUGCCCAGCCAAGAAAUGUGUUUUCCUCUUCAGUUCACAGGAGAUUUUCCAGUUGUGGAUCUCUUCUUUCCGUUAAGUGGUUUUGUUAUGCAGCCUUUUAUGGUCCAAACAUUAUUCAGAUAAAUCACUGUGCAUUCUCUCUGCUUUUGCCAAAAAUGAAAAAAAAAUCCACCAAACCUCAAAAACCCAAACCAAAAGACUCAUUCCUGUCCUCUUGCAGCUCAUGGAGUUACCCUGAGGCUGCUCUAACCAGUAAUUAGUUUGACCAUUGAUUGAAUGUGUAUCCACUAUAGGACAAAAAAGAUGUCAUAAAAAAAUUAUGUAGACAAAUGUGUGGACAUCUCACACUGUUGUUUUGGGCAGAUCUUCUGUGAGAGUUGUAUGUCCUUUUUUUUUUUUUAAUUGAAAGGUUUUGAUUUUUUUUCCAAGUUAUACCUAAGUGUUUUAUUUUGCUUAAUUUAAAUGAAGUCUUGUGGCUUUUAAUUUUAUUUGUUUUACUUUUGGGCAAAGGGCAUCUGGUGAACUGGGUGACAUUCUCUCAAGGUUAAACAGAUUUUCCCAAGGUGUGUCUUUUCUUUUUUUAACAAAAGCUUAAAUCUGUAUAUGAAUUGAUUUAGGAAUUAAUUUAGACAUAUAGGCUGCCAUUUGUGACAGCAGUAUAUUCUGAAAUGUCUCAUAGAUAUCUAUUUUUGAAUAAAGAGGGUGUCAUUGAA
Molecule: messenger RNA, 3416 nt
Organism: Calypte anna (Anna's hummingbird)
Lineage: Eukaryota; Metazoa; Chordata; Aves; Apodiformes; Trochilidae
Gene: RPRD1B
Product: regulation of nuclear pre-mRNA domain containing 1B
Exons: 7
Coding region: 112-1092 (326 amino acids)
Biological process (GO): mRNA 3'-end processing
Cellular component (GO): RNA polymerase II, holoenzyme
Molecular function (GO): RNA polymerase II C-terminal domain binding
Source: RefSeq, a predicted model, not a curated record